Babesia bovis T2Bo is the source of this 695-nucleotide messenger RNA. RefSeq lists its product as uncharacterized. The record is from RefSeq and is a predicted model, not a curated record. Lineage: Eukaryota; Apicomplexa; Aconoidasida; Piroplasmida; Babesiidae. The coding region runs from base 57 to 638 and encodes 193 amino acids. The transcript is spliced from 4 exons.
AAUUGUUAAUUAUUGUUAACAUUGUGUUUUUAUGUUAGGAUUUUUACACAUCGCAAAUGGCAGGAAUGUUUAGGUGCAGGGUGUGUUCGUUUGUGCCAAUUGCCAAGUUACUUGGACUUUAUGAUCCUGAGGAGGAAGAGGAGAGCCGUGUAAUACGUCGUAGAGAUAGUUUUGACAGUGCCGUGUCACCGUCGGUGGAUGAUAGGCUAAGCACGUGCUCUGCAGCUGAUCGUGAAGGUAAUCAAGCACCUCGUAGUGCUGAGGAGAUAUCUUAUUUGGUGAAAUCAUGGGACACAUACGUUCACCAGCGUGCCAAAUCACUGUGGAACGAUGCAGCCAAACGUUAUGCCAUUUUAGGCAGCAUAGCUAGGGGAUGUCCUCGUUGUGAUGAUCCAGUUGUAGGAAGCGAUUCAGUUUGCGUUCGUUGGCAGGGUGCUGUUGAAGACGGAUAUCCAGUAAUUCCUAUCAGUAGCGAUGGGAAAUCUACUGGCAAGACAUCUUUCGUAACCCGUCUACUUGCUUUUUUGUUUGCUGACGAACAAAGUUAUGAGAUAAUUGAGAAUAUUCCCUAUCGCGCUUUUCGGAUGGCCUGCGGUGACAAGUUGUGUAUCACGUUGACGCAUAUAAGGCUUGAUUGAUAUUUUUAUCUGAUGCUUGUAGCAUUGUGUGUGUUGGCCUAUCGCACAUUUGUUUAU